Oppia nitens is the source of this 1129-nucleotide messenger RNA. RefSeq names its product 3-hydroxyisobutyrate dehydrogenase, mitochondrial-like. The record is from RefSeq and is a predicted model, not a curated record. The transcript has 2 exons. Bases 85 to 1059 code for a protein of 324 amino acids. Gene Ontology annotation, molecular function: 3-hydroxyisobutyrate dehydrogenase activity; NADP binding; NAD binding. Gene Ontology annotation, biological process: L-valine catabolic process. Lineage: Eukaryota; Metazoa; Arthropoda; Arachnida; Sarcoptiformes; Oppiidae.
AAUGAUUAAAUAACAUUUUUAAAGAAACUAAUAAAUUAAAUUAAAAUAUUUGUAAUAAUAAAAAUUAUUAGUUAAUUGUUCAAAAUGUUGCUAAAAUCAUUGUUAAAUAUAAAAACUAAAGUCUCUUCAAAUGCCAUAAAUCAAAUUAAAGUACGCAACGCCUCCCAGAGCCUGACAGUCGGGUUCAUUGGUUUGGGAAAUAUGGGAUCACAUAUGAGCCGACAUUUGCUAGAAAAAGGACAUCGUCUUGUGGUUUACGAUAUAAACAGCAAUGCUAUGAAAGCGUUGGCUGAAAAGGGAGCGAUAACGGCCUCAUCGCCGGCAGAAGUGGCCGAUAAAAGCGACCGAAUCAUUACAAUGGUUCCCACAGGUGCUCACGUACUGCAAGUCUAUUGUGGACCAAAUGGCAUACUAAGCAAAGCCAAAUCGGGUGCAUAUUUAAUGGAUUCGUCGACCAUUGAUCCGCAAACAUGUAAAGAAGUAGCACAGGCAACACAAUCUACUGGUGCUAUAUUUUUGGAUACACCAGUUACCGGUGCAGUACCUGCAGCCCGGGAUGGGACACUCAAUUUUUUAGUUGGUGGCAAUGAAAAUGAUGUUAAAGUUGUUGAACCACUACUGCUAGCAAUGGGUGCACGAGUUUUCCAUUGUGGACCACUAGGAUCGGCACAGGUAGCAAAAAUAGUCAAUAAUAUGUGUUUAGCAAUUUCUAUGAUUGGCCUAAGCGAAGGACUCAAUUUAGCCAAAACACUGGGUAUUGACCCAAAACUGAUGACAGAGGUAUUAAAUGCUGGUUCUGGUCGGUCGUGGAGUUCCGAAAAUUAUAGUCCAGUUCCCGGUAUUAGUCGCGAUCGUCCGGCAAAUAAUGACUAUAACGGAGGUUUCCAAAGUAGACUUAUGACUAAAGAUAUGUGUUUAGCACAGACACUGGCGUYACGAGCUAACUGUGCCAYACCAUUGGGAACAUUAUCACAUCAGUUGUUUCGUUUGAUGAAAAAUAACAAUUAUGCCGAAAAAGACUUUUCUAGUGUUUACAAGUUUAUACAAGAAGUUAAUUGAAAUAAUUUGUCUCAAAUUAAAAAAAAAUGUUUUUUAAUAAAAUGUUUGAACACAAUUAAAAGUGGUUAUA